Messenger RNA from Nymphalis io (European peacock), 1867 nucleotides. It is a transcript of the gene Drl-2, whose product is annotated as tyrosine-protein kinase Dnt-like. The transcript is spliced from 14 exons. Bases 43 to 1845 code for a protein of 600 amino acids. Gene Ontology annotation, cellular component: signaling receptor complex. Gene Ontology annotation, molecular function: ATP binding; protein kinase activity. Gene Ontology annotation, biological process: cell surface receptor protein tyrosine kinase signaling pathway; positive regulation of kinase activity; multicellular organism development. Lineage: Eukaryota; Metazoa; Arthropoda; Insecta; Lepidoptera; Nymphalidae. The record is from RefSeq and is a predicted model, not a curated record.
UCACGAGUGAAACUGAAAUGAUCGAACAGUGAAUUAUUUGUAAUGGCGUCGAAAAGGCUCGUUAUCGCUUGGGCGGUCUGGCUCGCGUUGCCCCUGGCAACGGGCCAUCUCAACGUGCUCAUCAGCCAGGCUGAAGUUAUGAAAUUGUUAGGAUUAGACGCAGAACUGUACUACGUGAGGGAGGGUGUGGUUAAUACCUACGCGACAGGCUUCAUAGUGCCAGUUCCGGCGCACAUUGCAGAUUUAGAAUUUAUGUGGCAGGCGCUCGGGAAGAGACCGUUGCCGUACGUGAUGGGUAUAGACUACGAGAGCAGAGGCGCCAUGCUGCCGCCGCAAGUCAAUAUAUCCGAGCGAGGCUACGUGCCUACCACGCUGCAGACGUUUAGGGUUCGGCUUCCGUGUACGGGUUCGAGGAGUGCGGAGAUCUUAGUUACGAUGCAGCUGAAUAUCUCAUCACCAGACCGCGCUCAUAAAGACGUCAGACUGAUUUUCAAGAGGAAUAAGAUUUGCUUGAAGGGCUUAUCAACAAUCGUAACGCACAAUGAAACGGCGAGACUAGCUGGCGAUACCAAUCGAGGUUCUGGCGGAGUGCUGUUCGCAGCUGGUGGCUGUGCAGCAGCUGCAUUAGCGCUGCUCGCAGGUGCGGCAGCUGCAGGCACAUUGUACAAACGCGGAAACAAAGCUAGACAUCAUGAUUCUAUACACUCCACGUCAUACACAACUGCAGCGUACGGCAGCCACCAGAACGUGUUGUUACGCUUGGACAACCUUGGACGUCCUCCCAGCUCUACUGGUUCAUAUGCGACUAUAGCAAGCCUACAUAAAUUUCCUUUCGGCAGUCGUCGUUCUCCAUCCCCCUAUGCGACAACACACAUCGGUGAGCACAUUUACGCUAAGCCAGAAUCGCGAGUUUCCUACUACGCCGCGUCGAACCUCACACACGUGUCUCAGCAAACUAUCACAAAAGAUCGUAUAACCGACCCUGCAGAACAGCUUCGUCACUUAACAACGCAGCGGUCUAAUAUACGGCUUGAAAUCCUAGUCCACGAGGGUACUUUUGGAAGGAUAUAUAAGGGCGUGUUCAAACGAGGGGAUACAUAUGAGGAAGUACUCGUAAAGACUGUUUCAGAAGCAGCGUCAGCAAUGCAAGCGGCACUGCUAGUUGCUGAAGGUCUAAGGCUUUGCGGACUUGUUCAUGGAAAUGUACUAGCUCCGAUGGCGGCUUGUGCUGAAGAGGCCAGAAAACCGAUGCUAGUGUAUUGUUGUGUGUCACAUUCUUCCAAUCUUAAGCGGUUCCUAACAUCAUGUCGGCUUGGGCAUCAAGCGGCUCCAGCGACUAGAGAACUAGUAGAUUUAGGUGCUCAAGCGGCUUGCGGUUUGGCGUAUUUGCACGUUCAACGACUUGUACAUUCUGAUAUAGCUGCUAGGAACUGCAUAGUGGACGAGAAGUUAAGACUGAAGGUGACGGACAAUGGUCUGGCACGCGAUCUUUUCCCUGAUGACUAUCACUGUUUAGGAGAUAAUGAAAACAGACCGGUAAAGUGGAUGGCACCUGAGUCAUUACUGCAAAAUCAGUAUUCGACAGCGUCCGAUGUGUGGUCGUUAGGAAUAACGCUUUGGGAGCUGGCGACACUCGGUGCGUCUCCAUUAGCAGAAUUAGAUGCAGCGGAUGUCGGAGCCUUCCUCAAUGGAGGUUAUAGACCUUCACAGCCACAUAAUUGUCCUGAUGAGUUAUAUGGCUUAAUGUCCUGGUGCUGGACAACCUCGCCACCAGCUCGGCCAACUGCUCCGCAACUUUUAGCUGCACUUCAUGAUUUCAGACAAGCACUAAGUACUUAUAUUUAAGUCUAUUAUCUACUAAUAUGCU